Telopea speciosissima is the source of this 863-nucleotide messenger RNA. RefSeq names its product N-alpha-acetyltransferase MAK3. The coding region runs from base 56 to 634 and encodes 192 amino acids. Gene Ontology annotation, biological process: N-terminal peptidyl-methionine acetylation. Gene Ontology annotation, cellular component: NatC complex. The record is from RefSeq and is a predicted model, not a curated record. Gene Ontology annotation, molecular function: protein-N-terminal amino-acid acetyltransferase activity. The transcript has 4 exons. Lineage: Eukaryota; Viridiplantae; Streptophyta; Magnoliopsida; Proteales; Proteaceae.
GAGACGCGCCCUUCGCGUACACACGCACACACUAAAGAGGAAAACAAAUAGUAAAAUGGAGAAGAAGAGUGAAGCGGAAGGAGAGGUUGAAUUCGAUCCAGUUGAGAUAGAGUACGUGAGCUAUGGAGGUGAACACCACCUCCCGCUUAUCAUGCGCUUGGUUGACCAGGAGCUCAGUGAGCCCUACUCCAUUUUCACUUACAGAUAUUUCGUCUAUCUCUGGCCUCACCUCUCCUUCCUGGCUUUCCACAAAGGUGAUUGUAUAGGAACCGUUGUUUGCAAGAUGGGGGAACAUCGGAAUACUUUCCGAGGUUACAUUGCAAUGCUCGUUGUAAUCAAACCUUACAGAGGAAAAGGAAUAGCGACAGAACUUGUGACUAGAUCUAUUCGAGUGAUGAUGGAAUCAGGAUGUGAAGAGGUGACAUUGGAAGCAGAGGUCACAAACAAGGGAGCUCUUGCAUUAUAUGGUCGUCUUGGGUUUAUUAGGGCAAAAAGGCUCUUCCGUUACUACUUGAAUGGAGUUGAUGCUUUUCGACUAAAAUUAUUGUUCCCUCACCCACAUUCAAACCCUUCCCUGCUUAUGCCAAUCAAGAAUGACACUGAAUCUCAUAAUGAUUUCCAGUUGCAGGAAUGAAGCUGUCAACUUUAUUAGAGCUUCUAAGCCAAGAUUUUGUAGGCACAUAUUUUUCUAACAUCAAUCAGCUUCUGUUGUAUUAACAGAUCUCAUUAAGUAUAACCUUCAUAUGUAAUAUGAUGUUGCAUUCAUUGUGUAAUUCUAUGCCAUAUAAUUCAAUAGUUUGGAUUACUUUUGGUCUGAUUACGACCCACAAAAUCAUAGAAGAUUAAUAUGUUAUUGUUAUGAA